Pestalotiopsis fici W106-1 is the source of this 1083-nucleotide messenger RNA. RefSeq lists its product as uncharacterized. The record is from RefSeq and is a predicted model, not a curated record. The transcript has a single exon. NCBI's taxonomy places the organism in Eukaryota, Fungi, Ascomycota, Sordariomycetes, Amphisphaeriales, Sporocadaceae. The coding region runs from base 1 to 1083 and encodes 360 amino acids.
AUGCCGGACGAAAGCAAUGAUUACGAUGAUACAUGCGAAAUGGGGGGUCAAAAGGAAGAGGCAGUCGCCACUACUCAGGACACCUUGCGCACUCCUAGACCCAAGGAGGAUGGGGCAUUGGAUCUAGCGGAGUGGCUGUCUACUUCUUUUGGCCAUCUGAUCGGCACAUCAUCUUAUUGGAUGUUUUGGAAGCCCAUCGCAUGGUUGGACAAGGACAUGGCAACACACUGCGGUGACCGAACAAUGAGGCACUCUGCAAUGGACUUUUGGCUCUCAGGGUGCCCAAGAUUUUUCUUGCAGGUCAAUACCCUUGUUGGAUUCUUUUACACGACUGAGGGUGAACCGGAGAAAUUGAACGCUGCGAAUGCUGGCAUCCGUCAUCCGUGGCUUGCUUUCUUGAGACCAGUCGACGUUCUUUCGCAUCCUUUCCAGUAUUCUGCAAUGGAGCUGUUAAUCUGGGACUGUGCUGCUGAGAAUCGAUGGCCGUCUCAUCCUCGUCGCAAAGAUCUACUUCCUAUGCAGCAAAGGCUGAUCGACACUGUAGGGAAAGAGCUGCCGAGAAAGUUUCCCGAGGAAGAUCCUUUCAAAAGAAAACGCUACUACCUUGAGCGCGUCCUUGUUGGUGGCUGUCGAGUUGUCACGCAGGCCGAUCCGUCAAAGCCUUUGCACACCACGCGCAAGAUACUCAGUGACAUCGUCAACGGCAGUCAGCCCCUGCCGCUGACCGACGAGUCCUUGAUUGCAGCAGGCUGGAAGAAUCUGGAAGAGGUGCCAGUCAAGAAGAACCAAUUCCCUAGAAACCCAGCCGACGACUCAGAGCCGGAAAGAAUCAUAUUCCACCCUCCCCCUCGCGGUUCAGGAAGUAAUGGACCAUCUCUUUGCAGAAAUGACCUCUACGAUGCAGCACUGGAGGCACGCAAAAGGGAUCCGCAAUGCAUCGAAUUUCGGUACGAUUUCAGAAUUACGACCCGUUGGUAUGAUCACUUGAAGAAAGAAAAUCGACAAUAUAAUCAUAUCCUUGUGGAGAGUUGGAAUAAAGUCUUUGACGAAUGUGGUAUCCCUCAUACCACUGAUACCACGUAA